AUGCGUGUCUUCCUCUUCCAAACGGCGAAAGGCCUCUCAAGCUCGUCAGGCGGCUAUAAAUCAAACCUGUCAUUGUUGAAGUAUCUGGCUCAUCGAAAACAUGCGGUAGCUCAACUAUGCUAUGUUUGGGAUAGCGACAUCGACUCCUACUAUGCCGAAAUGGCUGCAGCCGGCCUGGAGCCAGACUUUGAAACCCGAGUGAUAUCGAUGCCAGCGGAUGACAGUACCGAAGUUCUCAUAAGGACCUACACAUUCACCACCAGUGAUGGAGUCAGGAACGUUGCGUUCAAUGCUUCCGAUUUCAUGAAAGCUCUCCCUGACAAUGUUUUGGCUCGCGACACCGCUAGAUUCAUCGAGGAAAAUCAAGCAAGCGUCCAAGUUCAGGUGUUUCUUCACUUCUUGGACAUGCACAUUUACCGCUUCGAACCGACACAUGUCAUAUUCAACGACGGGUUGAUGCUGAAGGCAACAUCAAUAAUACCAUCCCUUCGCGACGUAUCCCGAAAUUUGAUCGUGCAUACGGCUGAGCAGCUUCCUUUUGGGCCUUUCGCCGGUGGCAUCCCGGGCGCGUCAUACUCCACUGGCGAACAUAAGUUAAUGCGAGGAGUUGAUGCUAUUUGGGCAGUAUCCGAAUGCAUCAGAAACUACGCACAGAAACACGGUCAAAUCGAAAGCACGUUCCACAUUCAUCAUCCGUGGACAUAUCUUGACAGCAAAACCCAUGCGUUACCAACCAGGAGAGAGAACUGGGACAAAACCGCGAUCGGGUUUGUAAACCCUUGUCCGGUGAAGGGCAGUUCAAUAUUCCGCGACUUGGCCAAAAGAUGCCCGGAGUUCAAGUUCGUGGCGUUGUCUAGCUGGGGCAUCAACCCACAGGUGGAGGCAGAGCUGCGAGAAGUGCCAAACAUUGACCUUCGCCAAACCGCAAGUGACAUGGAGAAAGUGUGGUCUGAAAUCAAGCUGCUCCUUGUACCAUCUCUAUGGCUCGAAGCCUGGGGUAUAGUGGUGGUGGAAGCACAACUAAGGGGCAUUCCUGUGAUCUCUUCCGACGCAGGGGCUAUUCCCGAAGCCAAACUUGGUAUUCCAGUCAUUAUACCCGUCAAUUCUCUCACAGGUGAGAGAAGUGCAGAAGGAGGAUACGCCAUUCCGGAGCAAGACAUUGAGCCCUGGAAAGAGGCGGUGACGAAGCUGAUGACGGAUAAGGAUUGGUAUGAAGAGAUCGCAGAGAGGGCAAGGACUGAAACGGCCUCCUGGCUGGCCGAAAUUGACCACAACGCUCUGGAAAGCUGGUUAUUGAAAUCAACGAAACCGGCCACGAUGCAUAGUAACAUGAAGAUUAGCAUUGUGUAG
Messenger RNA from Exophiala spinifera, 1350 nucleotides. RefSeq lists its product as uncharacterized. The record is from RefSeq and is a predicted model, not a curated record. NCBI's taxonomy places the organism in Eukaryota, Fungi, Ascomycota, Eurotiomycetes, Chaetothyriales, Herpotrichiellaceae. The coding region runs from base 1 to 1350 and encodes 449 amino acids. The transcript is spliced from 3 exons.